This is a messenger RNA of Cynoglossus semilaevis (tongue sole), 8226 nucleotides long. It is a transcript of the gene lrp5, whose product is annotated as low density lipoprotein receptor-related protein 5. Gene Ontology annotation, molecular function: protein binding. The record is from RefSeq and is a predicted model, not a curated record. Bases 1343 to 5779 code for a protein of 1478 amino acids. The transcript has 26 exons. Gene Ontology annotation, biological process: nervous system development. NCBI's taxonomy places the organism in Eukaryota, Metazoa, Chordata, Actinopteri, Pleuronectiformes, Cynoglossidae.
UGGUUCUGCUGCUCAGCUGUGGUCAGACACGCUGUAGAAAUACUAAUACCGCCACGGUCGUUUACACAGCAAUCAAAUGUCUUAAUUAAACCAGGGUGUUUUCAUAGAUCAGGUUGAGCAGAAGCAGAUUCUUAGAGCUAAUAAGAGAUAUGCUAAUAAAUCAUUAGCUGCUCGUUGGCUGUAUUGACCAGCUUUAUAAAAUCCCACUUCAUACUUGAACUUGGGUAAUACAAAAGACAAAUGAUAACCGAAUGUCACAUGAUGAGACAGGUCGCUGGAGGUCGUUUGUCUCUUUCGAUUCGGUCCAUAUAAUACAUGUUUGUUUGUUUUUUAUUAUAAAUGACUUGAUUGUGCCUCAGUGUUUAAUGGAUAAAGGCCAGUCAAAUCCACAAGGUCUACUAAAUAAAUGUUUUCAAUGUGAAGUGUGGAAAAGCCUUCAGGGUACAGGAGUUUCCCACAGGAUCACCUCCACAUAGUUAAACAUAUCAGGUUUACAUAAUCUAGAAACUCACUGAUCUCUUCACUCCUGCUCCAUCAGAUUAUUGUCUCUUUGCUGCUUUUAUUCAAACAUGUCUUCUACUGUGCUGAAGCACAGAAGUUUUGGUGAGACCAAAUAACUAACAGCUAACAUUUAUAUAGAUUACAAUAACCACAGGGCGGGUCUGUGUACGUGAUGUUCAGUGGGUGCAGGGCAGCCCACAGCCUGAGGAACCACCAGGUUGGCCAAACAGAGAAAUACUUAUAUAUAUUUACACCAGCCAAAUUAGUUUAUAUUUAAGAUUCCCUGGGAUUUCUAAUCAACCUGAACUAAAAAACAAAAACAAAACCCUAGUAACAGAUACUUAUAUUUUUGUGCCAGUGCCUGACACCUAAUCACUUCAGACAGGUACAGUCAACUCAGAAGUGUCCUGAGGAUCAAUCACACAAUGCUGCAUAUUUGUUGGUGACACAAAGUGUGAAGAAAAAAUUCUCAGGGAUUAUCCCAAACGAGGUCUACAAGCUCCAACCUGUUGCUUUGACAUGUGGGUCUUGACGAGUUAAUAUUACAAGCAGUAAUGUUCUUAAAUUCUCUCUCUUCUUCUUCUACUUCCUGUUCUUGUUCUUCUUUUACAUUCUCAGUCAGACGUCUUUCUAGUUUGCUGCUCUGUAAUUGUUGUUUCUGCGUUGGUGUCCAAAAGAAUUCAUGCCUGUCUGUCUGUCUGUCUGUUCUCAGACUGUAGGUAAACUCACUCAUUUAGGCGUAGUCAUUCUUGUUAAAUAUAACAUAGUCUAUUUAUAUUCAACUCAUUCUACUCCUUUGUUCUUGACAUGUUUUCUCUGUUUCUUUUUUUAAUCAAGCUACAUGUACUGGACUGACUGGGGAGAGGAGCCCAGGAUAGAGCGAGCUGGCAUGGAUGGCAGCAACAGGAAAGUGAUUGUGAAAACAGAUAUUUACUGGCCCAACGGUCUUACCAUUGACCUGCUGGAGAACAAGCUCUACUGGGCAGAUGCUAAACUCAGCUUCAUUCACAGAGCUCACUUGGACGGUGCAGCACGUGAAGCAGUGGUGGAAGGCACACUCACCCAUCCUUUCGCCCUGACGCUGUCUGAGGAGACGCUGUACUGGACAGACUGGCAGACCCGCUCCAUCCACGCUUGUAACAAACACAGUGGAGACAAAACCAGAGAGAUUCUCAGUGGGAUUUACUCACCCAUGGACAUCCAGGUUCUGGAGCCUUAUCGUCAACCUGACAUCCAGACACCCUGCAGUAACAAUAAUGGAGGCUGCAGCCAUCUCUGCCUCCUGUCUCCAGUCCAGCCCUUCUACAGCUGCGCCUGUCCCACUGGUGUCAUGCUAAAACCAGAUGGAAAGACAUGCAAGCCAGGGGCAGAGCAAGUCCUGCUGCUUGCUCGACGAACUGACCUAAGGAGAAUCUCACUGGACUUACCGGACUUUACUGACAUCGUACUUCAGGUCGAUGACAUCCGUCACGCCAUUGCCAUUGACUAUGACCCAAUUGAAGGUUAUGUCUAUUGGACAGAUGAUGAAGUUCGGGCUAUCAGGCGAUGUCAUAUUGAUGGUAGCAAUGCCAUGAUGCUGGUUACCACGGAGAUCAACCAUCCAGAUGGCGUCGCUGUGGACUGGGUGGCCAGAAACCUUUACUGGACUGAUACUGGAACUGACCGUAUUGAGGUUACCAGACUGAAUGGAACCUUUCGCAAAAUUUUGAUUUCUGAGAACCUUGAUGAACCCAGAGCAAUUGUCCUGGAUCCAGUUAAUGGCUUCAUGUACUGGACUGACUGGGGUGAGCAUCCAAAGAUCGAACGAGCCAAUUUGGAUGGAACAGACCGGCUUGUUCUGCUCAACAGUUCUCUGGGCUGGCCAAAUGGACUGGCCUUAGAUCACACAGCCGGAAAACUUUACUGGGGAGAUGCUAAAACAGACAAGAUAGAGGUGAUCAAUGUGGACGGCAGUAACAGGCAAGUGCUGCUAGAAGACAAGCUCCCUCAUAUCUUUGGCUUCACUCUGCUGGGAGAUUACAUCUACUGGACUGACUGGCAGAGACGCAGCAUCGAGAGGGUCCACAAAACCACUGCAGUUAGAGAGAUCAUCAUUGAUCAGCUUCCAGAUUUAAUGGGUCUGAAGGCCACCAAAGUGACGGAGACAUAUGGUACGAAUGGCUGUGCAGUGGAUAAUGGAGGCUGCAGCCACUUGUGUUUCUGGCGUCGGCAAAGUGUGGGUUGUGCGUGUCCCAUGGGUAUGGAGCUCCUCUCUGACCUGCAGACCUGUGUGGUGCCAGAGGCCUUUCUGCUCUUUACCAACAGGGACAACAUCAGGAGUAUCUCUCUGGGUACAAACAGCAAUGACGUAGCCAUCCCACUGACGGGGGUCAAAGAAGCCUCAGCUCUGGACUUUGAUGUGUCAGAAAGGAGAAUAUACUGGACAGACAUACAGGCCAAGAAAAUCAGCAGGGCCUAUAUGAAUGGAAGCUCAGUGGAACACGUUAUAGAGUUCGGACUGGAUUACCCAGAGGGCAUGUCAGUGGACUGGAUGGGCCGGAACAUUUACUGGGCUGAUACAGGCACCAACCGCAUCGAGGUGGCUCGCUUGGAUGGACAGUAUCGUCAGGUUCUGGUCUGUAAGGAUCUUGACAAUCCACGUUCACUGGACAAUCCUCGAUCACUGGCUCUGGAUCCAGCCAACGGCUACAUGUACUGGACAGAGUGGGGGGGGCGUCCUCGCAUAGCCAGAGCCUAUAUGGAUGGCAGCACCAUCACCACCCUGGUGGAUAAAGUGGGUCGUGCCAAUGGACUGACCAUUGACUAUGUGGAUCAUCGGCUCUACUGGACCGACCUGGACACGUGUAUGAUUGAAAGCACCAAUAUGCAAGGUCUUCAGAGAGAGAUCAUCAUAGAUGACCUUCCACAUCCGUUCGGUCUGACACAGUACAGAGACUUCAUCUACUGGACCGACUUCAAUCUGCGUAGCAUUGAGCGGGCAGAUAAACGCAGUGGACAAAACCGCACUGUGGUGCUGCAGGGGCAGCUGGAACUGAUGCUGGACAUCCUGGUCUUCCACUCCUCUCGCCAGGACGGUAACAAUGAAUGCUCCCAUAACAACGGUAACUGUGCCCACCUCUGCCUGGCCACGCCCGCUGGAGCCCAGUGUCGCUGCGCUUCCCAUUACACCUUGAAUCCUGAUGGAAGGAACUGUAGCUCUCCCUCCAGUUUCCUGCUCUUCAGUCAAAAAGCCAGCAUCAGCAGGAUGGUUUUGGGGGAGCAGAGUCCCGAUAUCAUUCUGCCCAUCCAUGUCCUGAGGAACGUCCGAGCUGUUAGCUACGACCCGCUGGAUCGCCUUGUGUACUGGCUGGAUGGACGGCAGAACAUUCGCAGGGCCAGGGACGAUGGCGCUAUGUCCAUGAUUGUGAGCAGCACUGUACAAUCUGUGGACAAUCAGCUUCAUGACCUCAGCCUGGACCCCUACAGUCGCCACAUUUACUGGACCUGUGAGACCACCAACACCAUCAAAGUCCAGAGGAUGGACGGAAAGACUGUGGGUGUGGUCCUAAAGGACGACAUUGACAAACCCCGCGCCAUUGUAGUGAGCGCGGAGAAAGGGUACAUGUAUUUCACCACAUUGCAGGAGCGCUCGGCGAAGAUAGAGGGCGCCAGUCUGGACGGGACAGAGAGAGAAUCUCUGUUUACCACUGGUCUUAUCAGACCUGUGGCUCUGGCUCUGGACAAUAAACUAGGAAAACUGUUUUGGGUCGAUGCCGACCUCAAACGCAUUGAGAGUAGUGAUCUGACUGGAGCCAAUCGCAUUGUCCUCCAGGACUCCAACAUUCUCCAACCAAUGGGCCUGACAGUUCUGGGAGAUCAUCUUUACUGGAUCGACCGGCAGCACCAGGUGAUAGAGAGGGUGGACAAAAUGACCGGAGAUGGACGUACACGCAUCCAGGGACGGAUUUCUUACCUGACCUCCAUCCAUGCUGUUGAAGAGAUGGAUCCACAAGAUUUUGCAUCCCACCCUUGCUCACGUGACAACGGCGGCUGCUCCCACAUCUGUAUUGCCAAGGGUGAUGGUACUCCUCGCUGCUCCUGUCCCAUGCACCUGGUUCUACUGCAGGAUUUGCUGCGGUGUGGAGAGCCACCUACCUGCUCCACGGAGCAGUUCACCUGCUCCACAGGUGAGAUCGACUGUAUUCCUAUGGCCUGGCGCUGCGACGGUUUCUCUGAAUGUGAAGAUGGCAGCGAUGAGAAGAACUGCCCCGUCUGCUCUGCCUCCCAAUUCCAGUGUGACAAGGGCGGCUGCAUUGAUGCCCAGUGGCGCUGCAACGGAGAACCCGACUGUGCCGACAACUCAGAUGAGCAGGACUGUGAAGUCAUCUGCUCUCCAAACCAGUUCCGCUGUGGUGACAACCAGUGCAUCACUAAGAAACAACAGUGUGACAACUACUCCGACUGUCCUGACGGAUCAGACGAGCUCUCCUGUGAAUACAUGUCGCCGCCCUCCAGUGGCAUUCCCAACACCGGCACCAACACCAUCGGCCCAGUCAUUGCCAUCAUCCUGCUGGUGUUUGUGAUUGGAGGAGCUUAUUUUUUCUGCCAGCGUGUGGUGUGUCGACGCUACAAGGGCCCCACUGGUAGUUUUCCUCACGAGUACAUUAGUGGUACACCCCACGUACCGCUGAACUUCAUCGCCCCCAACAGCUCGCAGCAUGGCACCUUCCAAGGUAUCUCCUGUGGUAAGUCUAUGAUGAGCUCAGUCAGUCUGAUGGGCAGCAGCAGCAGUGGAGCUCCUCUCUACGAUAGAAACCAUGUGACAGGAGCCUCGUCCAGCAGCUCGUCAUCAACCAAAGGAGCCUUCUACCCUCAGAUACUGAAUCCUCCUCCAUCUCCGGCCACUGACCGCUCUCUAUACAACACUGAGGUUUUCUACUCCUCCAACAGUCCAUCCACCAGCAGGUCCUACAGGCCAUACCACCCAGUCCGUGGCGCUGCACCGCCUACCACGCCCUGCAGCACUGACGUCUGUGACAGUGACUACACACCUCACCACCUGCCGGUCGGGCUGGCACCAUCAACGGGCCGCUGGAAAGCCGUGAGCCACAGCAGCCAUGGCAAACACAACAAGUACUACAUGGACCUAAACUCGGACUCUGACCCUUACCCCCCACCUCCAACCCCCCGCUCCCAGUACAUGUCCGCUGAGGAGAGCUGUCCUCCGUCUCCUUCCACUGAGCGUUCUUACUUCCACCUGUGCCCGCCUCCCCCCUCACCUUGCACCGACUCCUCGUGACCCUCCCCCAGUGGAGCUCUGUGAGGAAGGAAAGGACACAGAACUGGUCUUGUCAGGUUCUACAGUACCAGAGACAGAAGUCACAGGUACCAGAUUCUUCAGCUCCAGUGCCUCCGUAAAGGUUUCCCAUUUCCCUUGUCGGUCUUGUCAUCAUUCCAGUCGUCCUGCAGCUCUCAGGUGACCAUCAUCUAAUCUGUUCCGGUGUCCUGCUCUUGUAUGGACUUUUUUCGAGGCAGGUUACAGGUUUGAGGCUCUUUCUGUUCUUUCUUUCUCUAUGAAGGACACAAAAAGAUGCUGUUAGUUUCAUUUUCAUUCCAGCAGAAAAAACAGGUUUCCUGCGCACGGCUGCUUCCUGUGGUGAAUGUGAGUAUAACUCCUGACCUCUUGUUCACUAGUGGGCGCUUGUGUUGAGUUUUAAUUCCAUAACUUUUCCACUUGCAUGCACUGGUAGCAAAGACUUGGACGUCCUGCCUCAUCUUCACUUUUACCUCCAGGCCUUUUGUCCUCACCUUCCUCACAGUAUCCUUGUUGCCACAGGAGCAGUAGGACUGUAAAUAAUGUUAAAAUAUUAUGAAAAAAAAAAUCAGAGAAGAAUUAUUUUGCUAUUUUAAUUAAUGCUGGCUUUGAUACCAUGGCACAGAUGAGAAAAGAUGUGUGAAAAAUAAGAUUUAUAGAUGACGACUGGAUGAAUGUUUAGAGACAGUGAAUAAGUGAAUAUCCAAUAGGAGGGUUGGUGAAACAGUGGAAAUGUUGUGGACACAAGAGCCUGAAACCAAAACUCUAGAGGUUAAUGAAUGUCGCAACGUUCACCUUCGUGGUCAUGAACUUUGUGGAGUAUCCUUCAGAUUAACAUCAUGGCGCUUCAGUGCAGUUAGUUAGAACUGAAGACUCCUCCACCUUGGACCAUGUGAGUGCAGUGUGAAAUUAGAACGGUUAUUCAAAUACUUUCCACUAGGAGGAGAUCCUGAGUUCGCAUUAAGGUUAAUGUCCAUCAUCUGGCCUAAUAAUUUCAUGGAAUCUCCCAGGAGUAGAGGGAGGAAAGUUGCCCCUGCUACACCUCUGCAGGCCAAUCACGGCCAAAUAUGGAGCAUGGAUCAAUGAAUAUAAAAUUAGUGAGUGAAUGAGGAAAAAAGUGCCAUGACCUUUGGACUUUAUUAUUGAAACUUUGUCCCUCAUCAUUUCAUACUUCUUCAGUUGAAACAGCUAACAGCUUACAAAGUUACCACCUGACAACAACUUCAGUGACGAAGAAAAACAACAAACCAAAAGAAUAUCACCGUGUAAAGCUAUUGUACAUAUGUGUAAUGAAGUGGUGGAGUGAGCAUGGACGUAUCUCUGAUGUUCUGUUGUGAAUCUGAACCUCUUCUUCUCUCUCAUCAUCCCGUUUACCAAAAGUAUGUUUGCUGCUAUUGUGUACAUACCAUGUUAGAUCCUGUGACCUAUCCUAAUUACCCAGAAUUCCCCUUACUCCCAAAAAGUUACCACUCUCAUACUGACAGUAGAUCAUUAAGCUAUUUUAAACGUAAUAACAAAUUAUUCUUAUAGCAACGUUUUCUUACUCAUAUCUGUGUUUGUGUUGUAGACCAUUGUGUAUGUUUUCUGUCCAUCUUUGUUUUGAAGGAGUUUUUUUUUAAACAGAAAAAGUGAAAGGUAAACCAGGGUUCAGAGCUGGACCAGAUGUACGAUAAUGCCUGUCUUUGUAUGAUAAUUUCACCUUCUACUCAAUCAGUGAUUCAAAACUUUCCAUAUGGUAUUAUGACGUGAGAUGCCGUGUUAAAAGUGAAAUGGAGAGCACUUUUAUUUCCCAUGAUGACCAAAGAGACUAACCAGCCCAACUGAAAUAGGCAGAAACCACCAGCCAAUCAAAGGCAGAGUGUGUGGGUCUUCGUCAUCCUGCUGUUGACGAAUGGUACAACCUGAAAAAAUAAGCCUUUUGUUUUAUUUAGUGAGACGAAACAUGGGAAAAAGGAGAAUGCCUAAAUAAACUACUAGCUUUUCUGAACGAGGCCAAAAGAUGAAAAGUAUCGAUAUUUUCACCCCAGUGAAUAAAGUUUGAUCCAUUCUGAUCUUAUUAUUUUUUUGCAGAAAAAACAGACUUAGCAACUGUGGCUGUCGUUUUAGACUGAACAUCCCAGCGCCUACAGACUGAUCAGGACCUGUUUGUCAAUUUUAUUCAUGACUAAGAAAUUGUCACAAAAACAUGUACCAGCACUUAACUUCUGGAACUUCAGAGAACAGAAGUGAAUGAUGUCUGUCGUCAGCCUGGACCCUGAUGUGAACCUUUGAAUUCAAGGCUCUAACCGUAGCCUGAAACAAACCACUGUGUCAGUGAAACUCCUACAAACCCUAGUUUAUGUUGUCUCAACUGAGGUAAAAAAUGCUUUUACACUUGUGACAGAUUUUGUAUCAAAAGCAUUUUUAUAUAAUAAAGGUUCUAUUUUAAGGAA